This is a messenger RNA of Nezara viridula (southern green stink bug), 303 nucleotides long. NCBI's taxonomy places the organism in Eukaryota, Metazoa, Arthropoda, Insecta, Hemiptera, Pentatomidae. The record is from the annotation of a GenBank genome assembly.
AAGGCCAAAGAAUUCAAUACACUUCUGUAUCAAAUAAUGAUAGAAGAUAAAACAAAUGAAAUUUUAAAUAAUCCGAAACUGAAACUUCAUAUUGCGAUGAACCGUGAGGUGGUUUUUACAGCAUACGGCUUCUUUAACCUGGAUUAUUCUCUUGUUCAUUCAAUAAUUGCAUCAUCAACAACUUACUUAGUGAUCCUAUUACAAUUUAGUCAAGGACCAUCUUCGGACCCGAGAGAUGCUGUGAGUUUAGCAAACAUUGGAAACGCCACAACGGCUUUGCCUUCAUUUCUUACCACCGCGUGA